AUAUGGAAGUGCACUGCUUUAACAAGCACCACAGAAUCCCAAACAGUAUUGCAUUAAGCCAUCUGUGUGUUUAUCUGAGAAAGAAGAAAAAGAGUGAGAGAUGGAGAUGCAAAAGAGAACCCCGAGAGGUCAGAGAGUGGUCCUAGUUCCAACUCCAUGCCAAGAACACAUAAACCCAAUGCUUCAGUUGGGUACGUUUCUUCACUCAAAGGGAUUUUCCAUUACCAUCAUUCACACCCAUUUCAACUCUCCAAGCCCUUCCAACCACCCUGAGUUCACAUUCAUUCCGAUUCAAGACUGCCUAACUGUUCCUCUAGUCUCAUCCGGGAAUAUAAUAGCUAUUCUAUUGGCUCUCAAUGCCAAUUGCAAAGCGAGUUUCGAACAAUGUUUGACUACUCAAGUAAUGAAACAAGAACCGGAGAAGAUCACCUGCAUCUACGAUGAAUUCAUGUACUUCUCUGAAGCUGCUGCUAAUUAUCUGAAUAUUCCAAGCAUCAUCCUCCGUACUACCAGUGCAGCCAACUUUCAUGGUCGAUCUACUGUCGUAGAACUUCAUUCAAAAGGCCACAUUCCCUUCCCAGAUCAAAUGCACUCCAAGUGUGGAUUACCUUCUCAAGGAGCUUCAUCAACUCGCCGACUUGUAGUAUAUGCGGGUGCUUCUAUCCUUGCGGUUCUAGCCACUGACUAUGCGUUAGUGCCAUUGCCUGUUUUGGCAGAUGACAAGUCAAAUGGUGAAGAGGAGAAGGAUGGAGUUUUAGGUGCUAUCCAGUCGCUGCUCGAAACCAAUACGAAAACGAAGUCUGGAAGAGUGUUGCCGAAGGCAUAUUUGAAGACUGCAAAAGAAGUUGUGAAGACACUGCGGGAAUCAGUACAGGAAGAUCCCAAGGAUAAAGCAAAGUUUAGACGUACUGCAGAUGCAGCAAAGGAAUCAAUUUGAGAGUAUUUGAGCAAUUGGAGGGGACA
Molecule: messenger RNA, 963 nt
Organism: Rosa chinensis
Lineage: Eukaryota; Viridiplantae; Streptophyta; Magnoliopsida; Rosales; Rosaceae
Product: UDP-glucose iridoid glucosyltransferase
Exons: 2
Coding region: 101-937 (278 amino acids)
Biological process (GO): photosystem II repair; photosystem II assembly
Cellular component (GO): chloroplast thylakoid lumen; photosystem II
Source: RefSeq, a predicted model, not a curated record